AUGGUCUCUGAAAAUCUACGAUCACCGAAUGCGAUACCACCGCGAACAUCCUCAACUGGCCAGCAUACCUUGAACCACCUUGCAUCGAAGCCUGUACUACGACCUGUGCCAGAAGGCGACUGGAUAAGUCAGAAGAAAAAAUCACCUCCCGAUCAGACCCCCAUAAACCCAACGAUCCAGCCUGAAAUUACUAGCGCACCCUCAAAAGAAUACAAGAACGACAUGACAUUUCAUGGGAAAAGCACAUGGUCUGAAGACAAGGAGAAGAUAUUGCAAGGACCAUAUGAAUACUUAUUCGCGCAACCGGGGAAGGACAUCAGAAAACAACUGGUUUCUGCAUUUAACGAAUGGCUGGAAGUGCCACCAGAGAGCUUGGAGGUUAUUACAAAAGUGAUUGGGAUGUUACAUACGGCUUCUUUGCUUGUAGAUGAUGUCGAAGACUCGUCCUUGUUGAGGAGAGGGCUCCCUGUUGCACAUAGCAUAUUCGGGACCGCGCAAACAAUCAACUCAGCCAAUUAUAUUUAUUUCUGCGCGUUGCAAGAGUUGCAGAAGCUGAAGAAUCCAGCGGCGGUCACAAUAUACACAGAGGAGUUGUUGAACCUACAUAGAGGCCAGGGAAUGGAUCUGUUCUGGAGAGAUACGUUGACUUGUCCGACCGAGGACGAUUACCUUGAGAUGGUAGGGAACAAGACGGGGGGUCUGUUCAGGUUGGCAAUCAAGCUCAUGCAAGCGGAGAGCAAGAGUCUCAAAGACUGCGUCCCGCUUGUGAACCUCAUCGGCAUAAUCUACCAAAUCCGCGACGAUUACCAAAAUCUUUCCUCACCCGAAUACUCGCAAAAUAAAGGCCUGUGCGAAGACUUGACUGAAGGCAAAUUUUCCUUCCCAAUCAUACAUAGCAUACGAGCGAAUCCGGAUAAUCUUCAGUUGUUGAAUAUCUUGAAGCAGAAGACGGAUGAUGAGCAAGUUAAGAGGUACGCCGUGUCGUACAUGGAGGGCACUGGCAGCUUUGAAUACUGCAGGAAAGUGCUGAACACAUUAACGGAAAAAGCAAAGAGACUGGUAGAUGAAUUAGAUGAUGGUGGUCAUAAGGGAAUAGGGGUAUUGAAGAUAUUGGAUAAAAUGACCGUUUGA
Amorphotheca resinae ATCC 22711 is the source of this 1131-nucleotide messenger RNA. RefSeq lists its product as hypothetical. Gene Ontology annotation, molecular function: prenyltransferase activity. Gene Ontology annotation, biological process: isoprenoid biosynthetic process. Bases 1 to 1131 code for a protein of 376 amino acids. The record is from RefSeq and is a predicted model, not a curated record. NCBI's taxonomy places the organism in Eukaryota, Fungi, Ascomycota, Leotiomycetes, Helotiales, Amorphothecaceae. The transcript is spliced from 2 exons.